Lithohypha guttulata is the source of this 774-nucleotide messenger RNA. It is a transcript of the gene MET8, whose product is annotated as Bifunctional dehydrogenase and ferrochelatase. The record is from RefSeq and is a predicted model, not a curated record. Gene Ontology annotation, molecular function: protoporphyrin ferrochelatase activity; precorrin-2 dehydrogenase activity. The transcript is spliced from 2 exons. Gene Ontology annotation, biological process: siroheme biosynthetic process. Bases 1 to 774 code for a protein of 257 amino acids. Lineage: Eukaryota; Fungi; Ascomycota; Eurotiomycetes; Chaetothyriales; Trichomeriaceae.
AUGGUUGCCAGCUAUCCAGAAGUUCAAGGUGGAGGCUCUCUGAUCCUUGCCUGGCAGAUCAAGAACAAGAAUGUAUUAGUGGUAGGCGGUGGUGAGGUUGCUGCUGGUCGUGUACUUAACCUCCUCAAUGCCGAUGCGCGGGUAACUGUGGUAUGCCCGAAGGAAGGAUUGAAUGAUGAGGUGGCUUUCAGAAUACAGCAAGGGCAGGUGCAACACUUGAAUCGUGUGUUCUUGCCCAUUGACCUUGAGCCGGAGAAGAACGUUGCCAUGGUCCUUACUGCUAUAGACGACCCAGAUGCGUCAACCAGAAUAUGGAAAUAUUGCAAGAAGGUGAAAGUUCCAGCAAAUAUCGCAGAUGUACCACCCGAAUGCGACUUCUAUUUUGGGAGUGUGCAUCGCGACGGCCCUCUUCAGAUCAUGGUAUCUACAAACGGCAAUGGCCCGAGGUUAGCAGCAGCUAUUCGCAGGCAAAUCGGAGAUAUGCUUCCUGCAGGCACUGGUGACAGCAUAAAAAAGGUUGGCCAGCUGAGGCGGAAGUUGCGCAGGAUUGCACCUGGAAAAGGCACCGAGGACAUUAGCAGUCGUAUGACAUGGAUGAGCAAAGUAUGUGAUCAGUGGUCAACUGAGGAAUUUAACGCUAUGGACGAUGAAGACAUGGAUGAGCUUGUCAGCUACUACACAGAAGGCACUGUGCCAUCCUUCGAAAGUAUACGUCUUGGUUCGAAGGAUGAAGCUGUGGUAUGGGAGUUUGAUGGCUCCUUUGGCUGGAUGUGA